AUGGUGGCAAACCCGUUUCUGAGCGAGGAGUCGGACCGCGCAGGCGGGCCGAUGCACGGCGAGCGCGCAAUUCCGCCGCUUCCGCGGUCGCCAGGCCGCCUGGCGCCGUCGCGGGCCGCGACGCGGUACUCACCGCAGCGGCCAGAGCGCGGCGGGCUGGCGGAGCGAGCGCACCUGGCGCCCAAUCGAUAUGAGGCGAACCUGAGCCUGUCACCGAGCCGGAACAUGCACACGGUGCUGGAUAUGGGGUUCGAAGCGAGCGACAGCGACAGCGACAGCGAGCGGUCGCCAGUGGCGCCGAGCAGCCACGGCGGGCGGACGCACGGCGGGCGGCCGUCGAUGGGCAGCGCGUACAGUCCGCGCAAGGCCGAUGACGACGGCUCCAGCAGCGUGCUGUCUGGCGCGACAAUCGGCCAAACGAACUUCCAGCUGAACCACCCGCAGAAGCGGUAUAUUCGGCGGGGGAAGUCGGAGGUGCGGCGUACGCCGCCGCUGGCAAAACAGAAGAACAUUCUGAAGCUGGACAACCCGAUCCCGCGAGGGCUGCUUGACAUCUUGCCGCGGCGCGACUCGCCCGAGUUCACCGAGAUGCGGUAUAUUGCCUGCACGGUUGAACCAGAUAUGUACGUAGAACAGGGAUACAGCCUGCGGAUGGCGGAGAUGGACCGCGAGUGUCAGGUGGUGGUGUGCGUCACCAUGUACAAUGAGGACAAGUACGCGCUUGCCAGGACCCUGCACUCCAUCCAGCGGAACAUCUCGCACCUGUGCAGGCGGAAGAAGUCCCAGGUGUGGGGCAAAAACGGCUGGAAGAAAGUGCAGGUGAUUAUCGUGAGUGAUGGCAGGAAUAAAAUCAACAGUGGCUCGUUGGACUAUCUGAGCGCGCUCGGUGUGUACCAGGAAGACAUGGCAAAAUCCACGGUUAAUGGUGAGCCUGUGCGGGCACACAUUUUUGAGCUGACGACGCAGGUGUCCAUCAACGACCAGCUGAACUACAAAAGCGAGAACAUUGUCCCGUGCCAGAUGGUGUUCUGCCUGAAGGAGGAAAACCAAAAGAAGAUCAACUCACAUCGGUGGCUUUUCAACGCAUUUUGCCGCGUUUUAGACCCCACCGUUGUCAUGCUUGUUGAUGUGGGCACCAGGCUGAACGAUACCGCUGUCUACCACCUAUGGAAGGCUUUUGACAUGGACUCCAACGUCGCAGGCGCGGCGGGCCAGGUGAAAACCAUGAAGGGCAAGUAUGGCUGCAAGCUGCUCAACCCACUGGUGGCGUCACAGAACUUUGAAUAUAAAAUGUCCAAUAUCUUGGACAAGCCAUUGGAAAGCAUGUUUGGGUACAUCAGCGUUCUUCCAGGCGCGCUAUCUGCCUACCGGUACCGGGCACUACAAAAUAACGAGGAUGGCACGGGCCCACUGUACUCAUACUUCCUCGGCGAAUCGAUUGAAGGCAGAAACUGCAAUGUCUUCACCGCGAAUAUGUACCUGGCAGAAGAUAGAAUUUUAUGCUGGGAGCUAGUGGCCAAACGUGACGCCAAGUGGGUUCUAAAGUACGUGAAAGAAGCACAGGGCGAAACAGACGUUCCCGAAGAACCUCCUGAGUUUAUCUCUCAGAGAAGGCGCUGGCUAAACGGUGCAAUGUUUGCAGCACUCUACGCCCAACUUCAUUUUUUCCAGAUCUGGGGCACGAAGCAUUCUUUAAGGAGAAAGAUUUUUUUCCAUAUUGAGUUCUUGUACCAAUUUUUCCAGAUGUUUUUCUCCUGGUUCUCGAUUUCUAACUUUUUCCUUACAUUCUACUACCUGGCAGGUUCUAUGAUCGGUGUGCUUAAAAAUGGUAAAGCCGUGUUUACGUUUUUCAAGUACCUGAUAAUAUGUGAUUUGGCAGCCAUAUUCAUAAUCUCAAUGGGCAAUAGUCCUCAGGGUGCCAAUCAUUUGUUCAUCAUAUCCAUGUUCCUUCUUUCUGUCUGUUCUACUUAUGCAUUAGUGUGUGGUAUUACUUUUGCCGCCAAAACUCUCACCGCAAUUUCGACUCCAUCAGCUGCCUUUUCGAACAUUAUGGUUUCGCUCUUGUCGACUUAUGGACUUUACAUCCUUUCUUCUUUCUUGUACCUUGAUCCAUGGCAUAUUUUUACUUCAUCCAUACAGUACUUCCUCAUGUUGCCCAGUUUUGUUUGCACCUUACAGAUAUUUGCCUUCUGUAAUACGCACGAUGUUUCCUGGGGUACAAAAGGCGCUUCGCAGGGGUCCAAGCCAAAGUCUGAAGCUAUGGUUACCCAGGGCCCCGAUGGCAAACAAAUAGUUGAGGGUACUGAAUGGCCACAGGACAUCGAUAAUAAAUACCAGGAAAUCAAGAGUCGUCUAAAAUCGGAUGAAGUGGUAGAAAUAAAAGUUGAUCCUAUCCAAAAGCAAGCAGAUCACUACCGUGAUGUGCGGACUAGAAUUGUCAUGUUAUGGAUGCUUUCCAAUUUGAUUUUGAUCAUGAUGAUAACCCAAAUAUACUCACCUGAAGAAACCUCUAAUAACAAAUAUUUGGUUUUUGUCUUGGGAUCAGUCGCUGGUCUGGCUGCCUUCAGGUUUUUAGGCUCCUUUUCUUUCCUGGUCAUAAAAUACACUAGAAUGAUCGUUAAGUGGAAACGUAAAAGUGCCCAAAUUGCAAAGUGA
Messenger RNA from Eremothecium gossypii ATCC 10895, 2655 nucleotides. RefSeq names its product chitin synthase CHS2 (gene CHS2). The record is from RefSeq and is marked provisional. Gene Ontology annotation, cellular component: cell periphery; cell septum. The transcript has a single exon. NCBI's taxonomy places the organism in Eukaryota, Fungi, Ascomycota, Saccharomycetes, Saccharomycetales, Saccharomycetaceae. Bases 1 to 2655 code for a protein of 884 amino acids. Gene Ontology annotation, molecular function: chitin synthase activity.